Trichoderma virens Gv29-8 is the source of this 1700-nucleotide messenger RNA. RefSeq lists its product as uncharacterized. The coding region runs from base 1 to 1461 and encodes 486 amino acids. The record is from RefSeq and is a predicted model, not a curated record. Lineage: Eukaryota; Fungi; Ascomycota; Sordariomycetes; Hypocreales; Hypocreaceae. The transcript has 4 exons.
AUGCGUGGUCUUAGCAAGGCGGCGACGCUCAUGCUGGCGCCAACGGCCGUGUUGACGAGGCCUCUGCCGACGAAUCCGGUAUCAUCACGAGGUGUUCCGGCUGAAUCUUCAUUUUCCGUUGCCGUUGCUGUAGUAGACACCAGCGCUUCCAGAGACGCAAAGACAGUCGAUCAAACUCUGGUAUUCAAUCUUGACAUCCAGGAAUCCUCAGAGGCUUGCAGUCAAGCCAACGUGAGGAUCGAUGGAUUCCUCCUCUCUCAAGAUGACAACGGCACCGGCCAAGGGACCUUUGCCUCCCUGGAAGGCCACACCGUCACUGCGAGCUGGAACUUUACUUGCAGAGAGCACGCACGACGAGUGCCUUGGGAUCAGGACCUGACGGUGACGAUCCUCUCGCUAGACGGGGAGACUGUCCCCGAGACGUCCUUUGUGACGAGCUUCAGACAGCGAACCCCCGUCAAGGUCUACGACGUGGGGGGAGAUUUAGUUGUCUACACAACCGAAGGCCAUGCUCCUACUCGGGUCGAUAAAGAGAGGGUGCUGAAUAGGAUAAAGACCCUCACCGGCCUAUCAGAAGUCGACGACGAAAUCAAGGCAGACAUUGGAGACAUCGUAUCGCUGGAAACCCAGAUGCGCGAACUCGGAGAACACGUCAAGGCUAAGCAGAGAAAAGUAUUGGAAAAGCUGGGCAUGCGGCCUUCGCCAACGGCUUUUAACCUGCAAACAUUCUACCAGACGGCCAAACUGGCAUCUUCUACUCUUCGGGGCACCAUGGAGCACUGGGUGAACUCUGUGCUUGGACUCCCUCCCAAGUGUGAUCAUCAUCGUCAUCGCAAUCACGAGCAUGGCAAUCGUCCUCACCACCCUCAUCCUAACCACAAGCAAGAGGAUGUUGUGGUGAGUAUGCAGGUGGACGGUCAAGGAGGACAGCGCUUUUUCUACUACCGGGACGAUGCCGACUCCAACUCUACACGACUGACACCAACUCACUCUCCAAGGAACGUCACCUAUUUUCCCCUCUUCGCAAUAAUCUUCACUUUCCACCUGGCUCUCUUCUUUGCUCUCCGAUCCAUCCGCCAACGAAUGCACAACCGCCGCGCGAGAAGCCACAGCAGCCGCACAUGCCGCCGUGAAGCCCGCGCCCAGCGCCGUGCCGAAAGACAAUCUCGCCGAACCGGCACCACGAAUUUCUUUUGUAGUAUCCGAGACCUCAUCCGGCCCAAACGCAUCGAACUCAACGAAAAGACACGCCUGAUGCUCCAAGAGGAGGAUACCUCGAUGGAGGACGAGCUCGCGUCUUUCCAGGAGGCAGCCUCUGUGUUCAGCGACCUGGUUGCUGUUCAGGAGACGACGACUUCGAGUGAGGAGACGCAGCCGCCAAGGUUCACCGAGGAUGUGAGCCCACCGGCCUACGACGAGGUAGAGGAGAGGUAUUAUGAUAACAGGCCUGGCGACUGUUGAUUUCAUACUCCGUUUUCUGGACAAGAGCGGUUUGGGGAUCCAAAAAGGGAUUCAUAUCAUAAUACUUAUAAUAAUCAUUGUGAAGAAAAACAAACAAACAAAAACAAGCAAACCAUAAUAGUCAAAUUGGUUGGACAAUGGCGUUAUAUACUACCGGGAGGACAGGAUGAAAUAAGCAUGCAAUAGACGACGCGAUUUUCAAGAUAUUUUGAAUAAGAAACACUUAAUUUAUAUUGACU